AUGGUGAGCAGAUCUUCCAUCCUCUUGCACCUGACACAAGUGGAAUGUAAUUUCAUCCACGCAGUGCGACUGUAUAAGUGCAUGAUGUUGUUGGUUGUCAAAGUCCGGUAUAGACAAAUGCAGCUUGGCACAGAAAGCAAAGUAGCUGAGCUUCUUCACCAAAGUAAACUGAAAUCCUUUGAAAGUGAACAUAUUCAACUCAUGCAACAAGAAACAGCUAAGAAUCUUUCACAGUGCCAAAUGGAAUGUGAGAAAUAUCAGAGGAAGCUGGAGGUGCUUACUAAGGAAUUUUAUAGUCUUCAGUCUUCUAGUGAAACACGCAUUAUUGAACUUCAAACACAGAAUUCAGAGUUUCAAGCAAGGCUAGAUACUUAUGAAAAACUUGAAAAAGAGCUUGAUGAGAUAAUAUUGCAGACAGCAGAAAUGGAAGAUGAAGUUGAAGCUGAAAGGGUUCUCUUCUCAUAUGGGUAUGGUGCUAAUGUUCCUACAACAGCCAAAAGACGACUAAAGCAAAGUGUUCAGUUGGCAAGGAGAUUACUGCAGCUAGAAAAGCAAAACUCAUUGCUUGUAAAAGAUCUGGAACAUCAGAAGCAACAAGUAACAAAGAUUUCACAAGAGCUUGACAGAGCAAAUUCUUUGUUAAGUCAAGUACAACAGCCGUACAAAUACCUCAUUGAAACUGUGCAACAGAGAGAUUCUCAAAUAAAUAUACAGAAAGAACAUAUUACACAACUUGAAAAAGAUGUCAGUCUUUUAAAUAAAGAAAAGACAGCUUUGCUGCGUGUCAAGAAUCAAAUGGCAGCAGAUUUGGAGAGACUUCUAAAUCACCGUGAGGAACUAGCCGCAAUGAAACAGAUUCUAAUUAGUCUACGUGGUAAACACUACGAAGAAAAUUUACCUCAGUCUCAUAUUGAUGUAAAAAGUGUGACUGCAAAAAACAAAUCAAACCCUUCAGUAAAACUGCUGACAGACCAUGAGGAAGAAAAUGUAUUUACACCUAAGCCAACGUUAUUUACAAAUAAAGAGGCACCUGUAUGGUACAAGAAACUGCAGAAGAAAACAUCACCAUAG
Molecule: messenger RNA, 1071 nt
Organism: Pterocles gutturalis (yellow-throated sandgrouse)
Lineage: Eukaryota; Metazoa; Chordata; Aves; Pterocliformes; Pteroclidae
Gene: PIBF1
Product: progesterone immunomodulatory binding factor 1
Exons: 10
Coding region: 1-1071 (356 amino acids)
Biological process (GO): cilium assembly
Cellular component (GO): centriolar satellite
Source: RefSeq, a predicted model, not a curated record